AUGGCCAGAUCGGAAAGGAGAGCAGGGGAAAAAAAGCAUUGGGAGAAGAAGAAAAAGAAGAAGAAGGAGCAAGGAGAAACGCCACUGGGGAGAGGAGCAAGGAGAAAUACCACUGGGGGUAGGAAAAAUGGCCAGAUCGGAAAGGAGAGUAGGGGAAAAAAAGAAGCAUUGGGAGAAGCAAAAAGAGAAGAAGAAGAAGAAGAAGAAGAAGAAGAAGCAAGGAGAAACGCCACUGGGGGGAGGAAAAAAUGGCCAAAUAGGAAAGAAACGCCACUGGGGGUAGGAAAAAAUGGCCAGAUCAGAAAGGAGAGCAGGGGAAAAAAGAAGCAUCGGGAGAAGAAGAAGAAGAAGAAGAAGGAACCGCAACAAUUUGCGGUUUUGAAGCAGCUGCAUAUCGGAGCAAAGAGGAGCAAGGAGAAACACUAA
Molecule: messenger RNA, 426 nt
Organism: Malus domestica (apple)
Lineage: Eukaryota; Viridiplantae; Streptophyta; Magnoliopsida; Rosales; Rosaceae
Source: RefSeq, a predicted model, not a curated record